Messenger RNA from Amphimedon queenslandica, 1195 nucleotides. Its product is annotated as major facilitator superfamily domain-containing protein 12-like. Gene Ontology annotation, cellular component: plasma membrane. The coding region runs from base 6 to 1133 and encodes 375 amino acids. Lineage: Eukaryota; Metazoa; Porifera; Demospongiae; Haplosclerida; Niphatidae. The record is from RefSeq and is a predicted model, not a curated record. Gene Ontology annotation, biological process: carbohydrate transport. Gene Ontology annotation, molecular function: symporter activity. The transcript has 5 exons.
UAUUCAUGACUCAGCUUAUGAGGGGAGUGGCUGUGUACUGUUUAACUGAUAACCAAAUGCGAGCUUUUUCUCAGUUUUCAGAAGAUACUAUGGAUGAAAAUAGUGCGGGGAGUGAAGAAAGUCAAGUACAAGCAGAAGAGAGACGUCCUUCUCUCCUCGCCCGUUUCUUCAAAUCAGGAGAUCUGCCGUAUCCUCGCCGUAUAGCCUAUGGAAUCGGUCAUGUCUUCAAUGACUUAUGCGCUUCAAUGUGGUUUACCUACUUCCUUCUCUUCUACCACCUCGUUUUACGGAUAGAUAAUAGUGAUGCUGGUCUCUUGGUUCUCAUUGGUCAGAUUGCCGAUGCUCUAACCACACCUGUCAUAGGACACUUCUGUGACAAUACUUCAAAUCGUUACGGUGGUCGUAAAACAUGGCACUUGAUUGGUACCGGUAUGGUCGCUUGCUCGUUAUUCUUUUUCUGGCACGAGUGCAUUUAUUGUUCCAUGCAACCGAUGAAAUAUCAGAUAUUAUAUUUCUCGUGUUUCAUUAUUGUUUUUCAAGCUGGUUGGGCUACAGUACAGGUGUCACACUUGUCUUUAAUACCAGUACUUACUUCUGAUAAAAGCAUUAGGGUUGAGCUUAAUUCAAUUAGAUAUGCGUUCACCAUUUUAUCUAACUCAGGUGUCUUUAUAGUAGUUCUUGUCCUCCUAUCAUCGGUCAAUAAGUCGAGUCAGAUAACACCCAAUGACCAGUGGCUAUUCUCAGGGACUGCUCUUGGUAUUAUUGUGGUUGGUUUAUCAUUUGUGUUCAUGUUUCAUAUUGGUACCAAGGAGCCCUCUAAUGGAGGUCAUGGUUCGGCAGCUGGUGAUCAGCCCACUAACAAUCGGUUGCCUUGGUAUCGCUGGUUCUUAAAUCCAAAGUUUUAUCUGGUUGCUCUCAUAUAUAUGUCUAGUAGACUGAUAGUUAAUCUAACCCAAGUCUAUAGUCCUUUGUACAUGAUUGACACUUUAAAAAUGUACAGGUCCAGUGUUGCUAUCAUUCCAUUGGUAAUAUACUUCAGUGGACUAAUAGCAACUUUCUUUAUGAAGCGAUUGAAUGAGUUUGUUGGCAGAUAUGUAAGUGUGAAUGACUAUUAUCUGGGUUUCUCACUCUGACCUGAUUUUUGAGUAACUUUAAAAAUUCAUAAAAAAUCCAAAUUUGAUCGGAAUCUGCUCAA